Messenger RNA from Penicillium lagena, 2703 nucleotides. RefSeq lists its product as uncharacterized. NCBI's taxonomy places the organism in Eukaryota, Fungi, Ascomycota, Eurotiomycetes, Eurotiales, Aspergillaceae. Gene Ontology annotation, molecular function: calcium-activated cation channel activity. Bases 1 to 2703 code for a protein of 900 amino acids. The transcript has 4 exons. The record is from RefSeq and is a predicted model, not a curated record. Gene Ontology annotation, cellular component: plasma membrane.
AUGGCGGACCACGCAAGUGGCUUCCACCAGUUGUUCGCUCGAGAUGGCUCGAACACUGGGAGCAGCUCCGCGUCCGCGCUGCUGAGCACCUUGGUCCUGAAUUUCGCCAUCUUCGCGGUCAUGGUGCUCCUGUUCGUGAUCUUGCGUCGCAGCCAGCGCCGCACAUAUGUUCCCCGUACCUAUAUCGGGUACCUGAAGCCCUGGCAGCGCACCCCAGAGUCGCCCACGGGUCUCUGGAACUGGAUCUCCAGCAUGUACACGCUGCCCGACACCUACGUCCUGCAGCACCACUCCAUGGACGCGUACCUCCUGCUGCGCUUCCUCAAGCUCUCUUCCAUGAUCAUGUUCGUCGGCUGCUGCAUCACAUGGCCCAUCCUGUUCCCCGUCGAUGCGACCGCCCACGGCGAGGGAUCCCAGCUGGAUAUCCUGAGCAUCUCGCACAUCGCGGAUUCAGAGUAUGCGCGGUACUACGCGCACUGUUUCCUCGCCUGGAUCUUUGUCGGAUUCAUCUUCUUCACCAUCACCCGAGAACACAUUUUCUACAUCAAUCUGCGCCAGGCGUACUUCUUCUCGCCCGCGUAUGCCAGCCGCAUCUCCUCGCGCACGGUUCUCUUCACCACCGUGACCCAAGAUUAUUUGAACAAGGAUAAGCUGCGUGCUAUGUUUGGCCGCGACAAGGUCAAGAAUAUCUGGCUGGCCACCGACACCAAGGAGUUGGAGGAGAAGGUCAAGCAGCGCGAUGACGCAGCCAUGAAGCUCGAAGGCGCCGAGAUCAAGCUGAUUGUUCAGGCCAACAAGGCGCGCACCAAGGCCCUCCAGAAGAAGGGCUCGCCCGAGGAGGGUGCAGUGGAUGAUCUUCCCCAGCAGUUCGAUGACGAGUCUGGCUCUCUUGCCGCUCGCUGGGUCGAGCCCAAGAACCGUCCCACGCAUCGCCUGAAGAUGCUCAUUGGAAAGAAGGUCGACACGAUCAACUGGGCUCGGUCGGAGAUUGAGCGUCUCACCCCGGAGAUUGAGGAGCUGCAGGCCAAGCACCGUGCUGGAGAUGUCAAGCUGGUGUCUUCGUGCUUUGUCGAGUUCAUCAACCAGUCUGAUGCCCAAGCUGCAUACCAGUCCGUCGCCCACAACCUUCCCCUGCACAUGUCCCCGCGCUACAUUGGUUUGGAUCCUACCCAGGUCAUCUGGGCGAAUCUGCGCAUCAGAUGGUGGGAGCGUAUCACUCGCCGCACUGCCACGAUUGGCUUUAUCACCGCCAUGAUCAUCUUCUGGGCUAUUCCCACUGCUUUCGUGGGUUCCAUCUCGAACAUCAAUAGUCUGAUUCAGAAGCUUCCCUGGUUGGGCUUCAUCAACAACUGUCCCAAGGUUAUUCUCGGUCUGAUUACUGGCAUGCUGCCAUCGGUCCUGAUGGCCGUGCUCAUGGCCCUCGUGCCCAUUAUUCUUCGCUUGAUGGCCAAGUGGGGCGGUGCUCCCACCCUGGCAGCGGUUGAGUUGUCGGUUCAGAACUCGUACUUCGCUUUCCAGGUCGUUCAGGUGUUCCUGGUCGUCACUUUCGCCUCUGCCGCGUCCAGUGUCGUUGAGCAGAUCAUCGACAAGCCCAGCGAUGCUGCCUCUCUACUAGCGAGUAACCUUCCCAAGGCUUCCAACUUCUAUAUUUCGUACAUCAUUCUGCAGGGGUUGUCCUUCAGUUCGGGCGCUUUGCUCCAGAUUGUUGGUCUGAUCGUUAGCAAGGUCCUUGGCAAGCUCCUUGACAAGACUCCCCGCAAGAUGUACACCCGCUGGUCUAACCUGGCUGGACUGGGAUGGGGUACCAUCUACCCCAUCUUCACGCUGUUGACUGUUGUUGCCAUCACCUACUCCUGCAUUGCGCCGCUGGUCAUGGGCUUCGGAACCAUCGGCCUGUAUCUCUUCUACUUCGCCUACCGCUACAACCUGCUGUACGUGUCCAAUGCCACCAUCGAUACCCAGGGACGCAGCUACACCCGCGCUCUGCAGCACAUCACCGUGGGCGCCUACCUGCUCAUGGGCUGUCUGAUUGGCCUGUUUGCCAUCGGCACCGGUGCCAACACCAUGGCCGUUGGUCCCUUAAUUUUGAUGAUCAUCUUCCUGGUCUUCAUAAUCUUGUACCACAUUUCCCUCAACAGCGCCAUGGAGCCGCUCCUCAACUAUCUGCCCAAGAACAUGGAACACGAGGAAGAAGCCCUCCUUUCCAUGGAGCGCAGCAAAUUGAGCCACUCGGCCGACGAGCACUCGCAGUCCGACGACCUGGCUGCGCCCAGCGCCGUAGCUGCCGCCAACCGCGAUAGCGGUGUCGGCAAAAUUGACGACGUCGAUACAGCAGAGAAGGGCCUGACCCAUACGUCGCUUCCUCCCGCGCACUCCAAGCCCAACUUCUUCACCAAGUGGCUCCGUCCGGACAAGUACACCGACUACGCGACCCUGCGCCGGCUGGUGCCUGCCCCGCUCGACAUCGUGCCCUACACGGAGGAAGCUGAGCGCGACGCCUACUGCCACCCAGCCGUCACCUCGCAGGCCCCUCUGCUCUGGAUCCCGAGCGACCCCGCGGGCAUCAGCAAGCAGGAGGUUGCACACACCUCGCGCGUCAUCCCCAUCACGGACGAAGAUGCCUGGCUCGACGAGAAGAACAAGAUCGCCUGGAACGAGGCCAAGGGUGAGCCGCCCAUCUACGAGGAGAAGGUCACCUACUAG